This is a messenger RNA of Vicia villosa (hairy vetch), 1821 nucleotides long. RefSeq lists its product as uncharacterized. Gene Ontology annotation, biological process: generation of catalytic spliceosome for first transesterification step; mRNA splicing, via spliceosome. Gene Ontology annotation, cellular component: post-mRNA release spliceosomal complex; U2-type catalytic step 2 spliceosome; Prp19 complex. NCBI's taxonomy places the organism in Eukaryota, Viridiplantae, Streptophyta, Magnoliopsida, Fabales, Fabaceae. The record is from RefSeq and is a predicted model, not a curated record. The coding region runs from base 471 to 881 and encodes 136 amino acids. The transcript has 7 exons.
UGGGACUUUCUUAGGCUAUCCACGUCAGCAACUCUUCUAUGGUUAAUCCACAUCAGCACUGCCAAUUUUCUAUUCUCUCAAUCUUUGAUUCACGUAUCUAUUGUUAUUCCAAUUCCAAAAAGGGUUUCAUUCACGUAUCUAUGGCUAUUCCAAUUCCAAAAACGGUUUCACACGUUCUCUUUUUUCUACCGAACUGUUUCUAUUCCAAUUCCAAAACGCGGUCUCUCUUUAUAUCGAUUUGUUUCUUCUUCCUCUCAAUCUUCAUACAAAACUCUCAUCCACUCUCAAUCGUGAACGGUGGUGCAACCUCUUUCUCAGAUGAAGAACACAGUUCUACUGCAUCACGUAAAAAUGCGAUGUCAUUUCGAGUUCACGCAUUAAAGAAACAAACAUGGUUGAAUUUAACUCAAGAUUCUGAUCGUAUUCAUCAAUUGUAGAUUGCAGAAGUUUCAAUUUCGUUUCUGGAGCAAAUGGCAGUGCAGGUUAACUAUAAAACGGUGGAUAAUUUGGUCGGUGUCUGGUGUGAGUGGGUUAAAUUAGAGUGGAAACAUAAGAAUUUUACAGGAGCAACAGAGCUUAUGAGGCGGCCUACUGCAGAGCCACCAGUCGAGGUUAAACUAAAAGUGGUGACUGAUGGGAUUCAACCGGUUCAGAUGGGACUUCAUAAAUCAUUGACAUUGUGGACCUUUUAUGCUGAUUUGGAGGAAAGUCUAGACACUGAAUUAGAUUCAGGUGAAUUUUGGGCCCUCUUUGGUGGUUUUGCCCCCAUUGCAAAAAAGAUUAUGAAACGAGGUGAUACCGUGGAUGAGAACAUUGAGAAGAUUAAGAAUCUUGAUGUCGAACUCAGUAGAUACAAAGAACAGAUCAAGAAAACAAGAUAAUCAAGACAGCAACCUGUGGAGGCAUGGCAUAAUGGAGCUCUUUGUGGUCAACUGUAUCAUCUUUUCUUUCUUAGCCCUCUAGAAAAUAUGAAUAUACUUUUCUACAUGUACUUGACCAAUACCCGGUUCAUUGUUUGAGGUCUGGAUCUGCAUGAACCUGUUCCUUUAGGUAGCAAAGAGUCCCAUAAGUUUCUGCAUCUGUCUUUUUCCUUUUAAAAAUUUAAUAAAAGUGUUAGUUGUAGAAGUUUCUAUAGCUGUGCGCAGUAUUUUUUGAAGUUCUAUAUAACCAGUAUCAUUAUGAGCAUGAUGCUGAUUUUGUUCAUAUAAAGAUGUUGCGCAACAAUACUUUUGUUACAGUGAAUGGUGCUUUCUCUCAGACUGGAAUCAUUGAUCCUUUUGCUAAGCGUCAUAUAACAUCUUCCCACGUUGUUCCUUUAGGCGGUGUUGGGUAAGUUUUCAGUCCUUACAAUUUCUCUUCUAAUCAUCAACUAACAUUUCACUAUCUAUUUUCUUCUUUUCAAACUCAUCUACAGUGCAGGAAGUAUUGGAAGAAGUUUUAAAUGUGAGUUUCAGCGUUGGCAGCUAUUCCCUCUCGCAAGUGAAGACAAACCAGAUUUACCUAAUCAGUUUUCUGUAAGAUUACAAAUUAGGAUUAACAAUUUUUUCUAUUUUUGCACAUCUACACGUUAUUUUGAUAGCUCGUGCGCUUUCUUGAUAGAAUAUGGCUCUGUACACAAGUUAGAUUCAAGUUUCAGGAUUAGUGUUUCUUCAAAGUUCCUCUAUAUAGUCAUUAAAGGAAAAAAGGACUUUCAUAAUUACUUAUAUUUUCUUUACUUCAUACUUCUAAUUAUAUUACUUUUAUUGACAUGAGGUUUGGUUUCAUGUCCAAAUGCUAAAAAAUAUUCAACUGUACUAUGCUCAGGGAAGCCGGAUAUAUUGA